Messenger RNA from Silurus meridionalis, 4062 nucleotides. RefSeq names its product caspase 8, apoptosis-related cysteine peptidase (gene casp8). NCBI's taxonomy places the organism in Eukaryota, Metazoa, Chordata, Actinopteri, Siluriformes, Siluridae. Bases 621 to 2051 code for a protein of 476 amino acids. The transcript is spliced from 10 exons. Gene Ontology annotation, molecular function: cysteine-type endopeptidase activity; protein binding. Gene Ontology annotation, biological process: proteolysis; negative regulation of extrinsic apoptotic signaling pathway via death domain receptors. The record is from RefSeq and is a predicted model, not a curated record.
UUACAGCAUUGACCUCCAUCUCUGUGCCAAGAUCCUGAGUUAUGCAGUGUAACUGCUGAUGAUUUACUAUUACCAGGUCGUACUAGUCCAACAUCAAUAUUUAAUCAAAUUCUGCAACUAUAAGCAACAUAUCGAUAAAAUUGAGCAACUUUAUACAAUUUGCAUAUUCAUUUGUGAGAAAUACCUGAAUUGUUUCUCAGUUUACAAGUUCUACUUGUUCUACUUGCCAAGUUCACAAGUUAACUUGGCAAAAGUGAAACUGGGAUAACGCCGCUUCGUGACGUCAUCUGCGGAUUUUGUUUUUGGACCAUACGUUCCCCUGAAAAUUUUAAAUGUUAUAUUUAUUUAUAUAUCUGAUUAAUUUGGCAAAAAAUGGUGACAAUACAAUGUACGUGUACGUUGCAACGUAGCUACAAAAAAAACACAUCGUAAAGGUUGAAAACCAGCACGGUGUUUUCCGGUGUGGCCCAUAAGCACUUAACUUCCUGGUAAAAGCUGACGGUACCUGGUAGGCAGUCCGAGAAACUUCACAAAAACCAAGCCUCGAAAUUGCCAGAAGCCAGAUAGCUUCUAGAUGUGAAGACAGGAGUCCGGGCUUGGAUAUCAACAGGCUCUUCGAAAUGGACCUCGAUAUACUUCACAAGAUUGAUGAGGAUCUGACUCAGAGCGAGGUUGCAGGCUUGAAGUUUCUCUGCACGGAUCAAAUUGGCAGGAAACGCCUGGAGACUGUAAAGGAUGCGAAAGACUUGUUUGUACGGUUCUCAGAGCAAGACUUGCUCAAGAAUGACCUCUUCCUCCCUGACCUGCUCUGCACUAUUGGUCGCUUUGACUUACUUUCCAUCCUGGACACUGACAAAGAAAAUGUCAAGACGUCGUUGCAAAAUCGGUGCUCCGGUGUUUCAGAGUACAGAAAGAUGCUCUAUUCUCUAUCAGAAGAUGUAACAGAGGAAAACCUUAAAAACAUGAAGUUCCUUUUGAGCAAACUUCCUAAGGCAAAAAUGUCUUCUGCUACAUUUCUGGACGUCCUGGCUGAGAUGGAGAAAAUGGAAAUGCUUGGAGAAGACAAACUGGAUAAACUAGAAGACGUUCUGAGUAAAUGUAAUAAAGAGCUCGCUGGUGAAGUACAGAAAUUCAAGAACAAAAGGCAACGCAUAUUAUCAACAAGUCAGGUAGAAUCCCUGCCUGAACAACAGGUAGAAUCCAUGCCUGUACAAGAACAAUCCAUGUCUGUACAAGAUGAAGAAUCCCUCAGUCCACUUACACGUGAGCCCAGCAUAGACUCAGAUACUACAGGACCGGCGCCCGCAAAUGAGGAUGAUUAUUAUCCCAUGACCCAGCGGCCUUUAGGACACUGUGUGAUUAUUAACAACUUCAAUUUUGAAAGGACCUCAGAUCUCAGCAAUAGGAGAGGGACUGAUGCUGAUAGAGAUAAACUUACCGAAGUUUUCACAAGAAUGCAUUUCAUAGUCAAAGAGAAAAGAGAUCAGAAAAGUUCAGACAUGCUGGAAGUGGUGAAGGAAUUUUCAUCAUUGGACCACUCCAGAAUGGAUGCCUUCGUGUGCUGCAUCCUCUCACAUGGUCAGAAGGGUACUGUUUUAGGGGUUGACGGCGUACCUGUUCAGAUCCGUGAAAUCACUCAACAAUUUGCCCAAUGCCCGACACUCAUGGGCAAGCCCAAACUCUUCUUUAUUCAAGCGUGUCAGGGCAACAAUAUGCAGAAGGGUGUGUUGAGACCAGAUGGACCUGAAGAAGACGGGGUUGAGAGUGAUGCUGAAAAAGACAAUCUUUUGGAUCUUCCUAUUGAAGCAGACUUCCUGAUUGGGAUGGCAACUGUGGAAUCCUACAAGUCUUUUCGUCACACGACAAGUGGAUCCAUUUACAUUCAGGAAUUGUGCAAACAACUGAUUUUAGGCUGCAUAAGUAAAGAAGACAUCCAUGCAAUUCUGACGAAAGUGAACCGCAAAGUGAGCGAAAAAGAGUUGAAAAAACAUAAGCAGAUGCCUGAGCCUCGCUACACUCUUUUAAAAAAACUGGUGUUACCCAUAGACUGAGCGAGAAUGUCUUUUUGUGAUCAGACUUGGCCUUCCGUUACACCUCAUUAACCUUGCUUUCUAUUCCACUUAUACAGCCUGAUUGUCCUGUAGUUUUUCUUUUUGGUGUUAGUUGUUUAUAUUUUUUAAAGGAGCACUCAGGGUAAUUCACUGGCUUGCCAGGUGUUUUUUUUUUUUUUUCUUUUCAGAAUGCUGUAAUGAGGGUUUAUCUGCAAUGUCAAUUUUCACAAUAGAGCCUUAAAAAUAUAUAGAAGACCUCACUCACAGUCCACUUUAAAAAUAACUGUGUACACCUGCACACUUAUACAGUUAUCUAUUCAUUCAUGUAGCAGCAGAAACUUAAAAAAAAAAAAUCAUGCUGAUCCAAGUUAAUGUUCACAUCAAAAUUCAGAAGUUCUCACGUUAAGGAUGGUGGCAUUACCACAAGACAUUAAACUGUAGAUGUGCUACAACAGACGAGACCACAUCCUGUCAAUUCUGUGUUCCUGUUCUGAUGUUGUAGCUCAUCUACCUCAAAGUUUGUUAUUUUGGGCAUACGUUUGAUGGUUUUCUGCUUGGCAUGAGUGUAAAGUCUGAUUAGUUCCACAAGUUCCUUCCCGGAGGCUUAAACCAACCUGGCGAUUUUUAAGGCUUGUUGUGAGAACUGGCAAAAUGCUCAAUGUUUUUUUUUUUAUUUAUCAGUCCACUUUGUCAAAACUCUAGACACUGUUCUGUCUAAAAAGACAUCAGAUAUGACCAUGGGUAAAUGUUUCAAAAUUCUGAUGUUCUUGCCUUGUCUCUGAAUUAAUAACCGUGUAUGAGAUUAUGUAUGAGUGCAUAAAUGAGCAGGUGUACAGCUGUUCCUGUUAAUUUGGAUGAGAAUCUCUAUGCAGACAAAUACAACGAAAAAAAAUGGUGCAUUCUGUUUUUGUUUUGGUGGCAAUACAUCAUUCUCAAACUCGUAUAUUGUCCACAGCUGUGAUCAGGCUUUAUGUUCAAAUGUGAUGUUUUUUUAGGUGGUGCCAUAUUGAAAAAAGGGAGUGUGCCAACCGUUCAAUACUCGUCUUAGCGUUAUAGUUUGGCUCGAUUUUAGUUCAAUGCCCUCAAAAGUAAUUCCAAUGGAUCGCAGGAGCAAAACAGUCACAUGUUCCUGCUUAAUUCUCUCUAAAGCAGUAAUUCAGUUAGGUGAUUGAUUGAUCUUGAGGUUUUCCUGUGUACAGGAUCAUUAGCCAAUAUUCAUUUUAUUCUGAUUGUCACAUGUUUUAGUGUUUCAGGUGAUGUUUCAAAUAAUCACAUGAAUUGUCUUAUUGGAUUUGACUUGGGGCUCUUUUGCAGGCUAAUGAAAAGGGUAGCAGUGUUUGAUCACACAAUACUUUGCCAUUGCUUCCUACAUCCUGGUUUGUGGGAGUUCUGUGUUCUGCUUGUACAUUAAACACAAAAGCACUUCUGGUCCCCAACUAUAAAACUUUGUAAAAUAAUGAACUGCUGCUUUCUGGGUUUGACCUCUGUUUCUUCUAGGGUGUUUCUUGCAAAACAAUGUUUUUUUCAUAUCUUUAAAGUGUGAUGGACACACAGUACCAACCAUGCCAUAUUACCUUCAGUAACCUUGGAAAGUAUUUUUGAUGAGCUAUUUUUGAUUGGGAGUUUAUUUUUAUAUCAUCCACAUUGAUGUUGCUGGAAUAUUUUUGCAUCUUUGUGUUUAUUGUUAUACAAUUUUAUUGAGAGGAAAAUGAUCUGAUCGCAAAUCUUGAACUGUUUACAUGUAUAUUAAGAAGUGAAUAUUAAAAAAUAAUUGUGAAUUUAAAUUAGAUAUGUUCAAAUAUUUUUAUAGUCAAAUGCAAACCAAAUGCAAUUUUAGAUUAUAAUUUACCAGAUAUUUUUUUUUCCCAGAUCAAUCGUGUAAAGAGCUAAAACAUUUGCACGGAUCAAAAUGGAGAUAAAGAAAAAUGCUGCACUUUGAUGUCGGUAUGAAAAAUGUUGGUGUGAUUUGUAUUUGAGCCAUUCCCAUAUUAAAGAAAUACAUACUGUGGAA